This is a messenger RNA of Symbiodinium sp. CCMP2592, 885 nucleotides long. Lineage: Eukaryota; Dinophyceae; Suessiales; Symbiodiniaceae. The record is from the annotation of a GenBank genome assembly.
AUGUACACUCUUAGCAAUAUCUGUUUAGAUGAUGCACUGGACACUGUGAAGAAGGUCCUGCGAUCUCUACUACAUGCUUUGGACACCAAUCCACUACAGAUACCUGCCUCCCUCAUGGCCUCCGAGCACACGGCGAUCCCAGCUCACCCGAGCAUCUUGCUGCUAAACUCGCGUCCCUGGCUCUACGAUCUUCAGGUCAGCAGACUCAAGGACGUGACAGACGAGCAGCUCACGACGGCCUUGCUCGGUGGAUCCGUGGAUGUGUGUUGGCUUCAAGGUUGCUGGGAGCUAGGCCCCUAUGGACGCCAGCACGACCUUUCCGACCCCACACGUCGGCAGCACUUCCAAGACUGCCUCCCCGACUUCUCUGAGGCUGAUUGUAUCGGUUCUCCUUACGCCAUCAGCCGCUACACCUGUAACCCUCACCUGGGCACAGAGGAGGAUCUGGCAGAGUUCCGGGCCCGUUUGGCCUCGCAGGGCGUGGCACUCAUGCUGGACUUUGUGCCAAAUCACAUGGCAAGAGACAGCCCUUGGAUCGACAUCCCAGACCUGUUCAUUCGAGGCCGUGACGGGAAAGUCGCCUUCGGCAAAGAUCCGUAUUCGGGCGACUGGACCGACACGGCUCAGUUGAACUACUGGUCGACAGCGUGCAGGGACCACAUGUUGCAGCAGCUGAUGGACGUGGCGGAAAGAUGCGACGGCAUGCGUGUUGACAUGGCCAUGCUCUGCGUGAACGACGUCAUCGAAAGGACCUGGGGUCACCACCUCCGUGAGCAGGGCUUCCACCGGCCGGGGGAGGAGUUCUGGGUUUGGGCGCUCCCGCGGCUCCGCGCGCGUAGCUCAGACAGCAUGAGAAAGGCUGACGGAAAAAGCCCAUCAACGUAG